ACAUGUAGAGGAGGGCUGAGGGAGGAGGAGGACCCAGCAGGCAAAAAAAGGAAGGCAGGGAUGUGAGCUUGCAAGGACAGAUGGCACCAAGGGGAGGGGGGAAACACUCCACUCGCCUGCGAGACCGUGUGAGAGGCAGCCGACGCUCGACGACGCUCCGAGGAGGAUGCUCGCAUCAUCACCGUGGUCUUCAUCAGCACCCAGGAGGGGACCCUAGACCAAGCACAAAUACAUGAGGAGGGAAGCAGCAGCGUCAGAGUGGAAUCUACCAGAACGCGGUCAUCUUUGAAGGUCUCCCCUUUUCUUGCCUUUUGGUGUUUUUUUUUGUUUUUUUUGGCGUGUGGACCGAAACCAUGAGUGAGGCCAAAAAAGGCGAGCUGGCCAUGAGAGAUAAAGCCAUCCUGCACCAGCAGCGGCGUCUCAAGCAGGCCACUCAGUUCACGCACAAGGACUCGGCUGACCUCCUGCCCCUGGACGGCCUCAAGAGGCUGGGGACGUCCAAAGACCUGCAACCUCACAGCAUCGUCCAGCGCCGCCUGCUGGAGGGCAACAUUACGCGGCUGCGAGGCGAGGCCCGCGACACGGGCGCCCGAGUGCGCUCGCCGCUGGCCGACACCGAGGACCAGGGCGAGGGCGAGGACGGUCCGGGCGACAGUGAGGAGAGGAGCGAGAGCACCGCCGACUCCUCCACUGAGGAGAGGGAGGAGUCUCUGGAGGAGAGUUUCCGCUCGGACGACGAGGAGGCGGCCCGGCACGGGACGGGGGGGUCCGGCCUUCUCACGGCUCUACUCGUUCAGUGCAAGUGCCGCGAGACGGAAGUGAAGGCGUCUUUGAACACCAGCAGCCUGCACAACCACAUCUCUGCAUCCUGCUGCCACAGACUCGGCCUGGACCCAAGCAGCUCCGUCAAAGAUGUGAAGCUCCAACUGGGCACCAGAACCUUCCAAUGCUCCGCUUUGGUCCAAGAGGACGACACGUUGGAACUGAGCCUGGGCCUGCAGACUCUGCUGCAACUCAAAUGCUGCUUGGACCUGAACAGCCGCGUCCUGAAGCUAGGGGGCGGCGGCGAGGAGCUGCCCUUCCUGAGCCCGGCCGACCACCCCCCGUCCAAAACACCCGACCAGAAGCUGUGAGGCCGGCUCGUUCCGGAACCCCCGACAAGCAUUUAGAACCACGUUUACAUGUCAACUAGUCUGAUUGCAACACUUCAAAAUAUUUAGUGAAAAUCAAUGUAAAAUCAAUCCUUUUUUUUUUUUUUUUUUAAAUCAUAAAACACUGAAAUUGAUAUUUUUAUAGGCGAGAGAGACAGAAUGUAAACAAAUAACCAAUUAAUAAACACAUUUACUUGUUUUUAAGUAUUAUAUCUUUUGAUGGUGAAAGUAUUGCUGGCAAACUCAGAGGCUUUAAGAGAGAUUUUGGGGCUGUCACUUGGCAACUCCAUGUUUCUGCUCCCUACAGAGAUUUUCGACGAGUUUAGGAGAUUUAACUCCUUCUUCCUUAUCGCCCUGGCAGUAUGUUCACGGUCAUUGUCAUGCUGGAAGGACCAUCCAAGAUCCGACCUUGUGUUCUGGCUGAGACCAGGAUGUUUGGGUCCGAGAUUAUAGAGUACAAGUCUUCCUGUCUGCUUGGCAGAGAAACAUUUGUCCGGCCCCUACCAAUGAGAGUGCAAAAGCGCUAGACAUCGAGCUGAAAGCCCUCGAUGUCAACUCGAUGCCCAGAGCUAAGUUACCAUAUUUUUCGGACCAUAGGGCGCACAAUUUUUAGCGCUUUGAUAGCUAGUUUACCAUGAAUUGAUUAACGUGGACCGCGACUUAAACAAAUUGAAAAACUAAACGGAAUUUAAACUAAACGGAAUAUGUACUGUACUGUGCAGUCUACUAAUAAAAGUUUCAAUCAAUCAAUCAAUCAAUCAAAGUCUACUGACAGAUAUGAGUAAGAACUUUACACUACUUUAUAUUAGAAAUGGCAACAGCGGAAGAUUAAUGCCACAUAAGAAGGUCGAGAAAAAGAAGAAGCUUAUGACUACGGCGUCGGCACGGACUACAGUUGCGGACGCGUGCACAUUUUCAGGACUUAUGCAGAUCCCAAAUACACAUCAGCAAGUACCAGAAGGUAAGAAAAGUUGCUUUUGCAUAAUAUUGCGAAACAAUACCUUAUACACACAUAAUAAUACUCCUAUGUUGAAGCACAGUACAAUCCAUCAAGCGGUGUGGCUUCAUAGCUUACCAAAGUCCUACUAAAAACAUUUUGACGGAUUUUUGAGCGCUGUGUGUGUUCUAUAUUCUCAAUGCAACAUUUAAAGUUUUGGUGUUGUUUACUUGAGUCAUAUUGCAGUCUACACUUAUCUCUUAUGUGUGACUGCCAUCUACUGGUCACACCAUGUACCAAACAAAGUAGCUUCGAGGUCGAUAAGCACAACCAAGAUUGUUCCGUACAUUAGGCGCACCGGGUUAUAAGGCGCACUGUCGAGUUUUGAGAAAAGGAAAGGAUUUUAAGUGCGCCUUAUAGUCCGAAAAAUACGGUAAAUUGUGGGAAUUUUGGAACUGGUGUCGGGGGUUGUACUAAAACAUUUUGACAGAUUUUUGAGUGCCGUGUGUAAUGUUCUAUAUUCUCAAUGAAACAUUUAAAGUUUUGGUGUCGUUUACUUGAGUCAUAUUGCAGUCUACACGUAUCUCUUAUGUGUGACUGCCAUCUACUGGUUACACUUAUUACACCAUGUACCAAAUAAAAUAGCUAUGAGGUCAGUAAGCGCACCAGGUUUUAAAGCGCACUUUCUAGUUUUGAGAAAACGAAAGGAUUUUAAGUGCGCCUUAUAGUCCGAGAAAUAUGGUAAUCGACAAAAUCUUGGCCGACGCUAAAUACAGUCCAACUCAUAUUCUGUCUCUCUACCUUCAAAUAAAUCCGGCAUAAAAAUGGAUUGUUUUCGUCAAAUCAUCUUUUUCCCCCAAUGCUAACAGGAAGGAGCAGCUGUUAGCAUAGCCAAAAUAGGCUAAUAUGAACUGAAAACAUACUCACACAACGAGGAAACGUGCUGGCAAACAUCUAAACCUACUCAGUGGCCUUGUGGUUAGAGUGUCCGCCCUGAGAUCGGUAGGUCGUGAGUUCAAACCCCGGCCGUAGAGUGUCCACCCUGAGAUCGGUAGGUCGUGAGUUCAAACCCCGGCCGUAGCGUGUCCGCCCUGAGAUCGGUAGGUCGUGAGUUCAAACCCCGGCCGUAGCGUGUCUGCCCUGAGAUCGGUAGGUUGUGAGUUCAAACCCAAGCAGUAGCGUGUCCGCCCUGAGAUCGGUAGGUCGUGAGUUCAAACCCCGGUCGUAGUGUGUCCGCCCUGAGAUUGGUAGGUCGUGAGUUCAAACCCCGGCCGUAGAGUGUCCGCCCUGAGAUAGGUAGGUCGUGAGUUCAAACCCCGGCCGUAGAUUCUCCGCCCUGAGAUCGGUAGGUUGUGAGUUCAAACCCCGGCCGUAGAUUCUCCGCCCUGAGAUCGGUAGGUUGUGAGUUCAAACCCCGGCUGUAGAUUAUCCGCCCUGAGAUCGGGAGGUUGUGAGUUCAAACCCCGGCCGUAGCGUGUCCGCCCUGAAAUCGGUAGGUUGUGAGUUCAAACCCAAGCCGUAGCGUGUCCGCCCUGAGAUCGGUAGGUCGUGAGUUCAAACCCCGGUCGUAGAGUGUCCGCCCUGAGUUUGGUAGGUCGUGAGUUCAAACCCCGGCCGUAAAGUGUCCGCCCUGAGAUCGGUAGGUUGUGAGUUCAAACCCCGGCCGUAGCGUGUCCGCCCUGAGAUCGGUAGGUUGUGAGUUCAAACCCCGGCCGUAGCGUGUCCGCCCUGAGAUCGGUAGGUUGUGAGUUCAAACCCCGGCCGUGUCAUACCAAAGACUAUAAAAAUGGGACCCAUUACUUCCUUGCUUGGCACUCAGCACCAGGGGUUGGAAUUGGGGGUUAAAUCACCAAAAAUGAUUCCCGGGCGCGGCCACCGCUGCUGCUCACUGCUCCCCUCACCUCCCAGGGGGUGAUCAAGGGUGAUGGGUCAAAUGCAGAGAAUAAUUUCGCCACACCUAGUGUGUGUGUGACGUGACAAUCAUUGGUACUUUAACUUUCAGUAACUCUGAAGUGCGCGGGUCCUCAGGCAGAGAGCGUUCAAGUGUCCCCUUCAUCUACCUCCUCCACGCACAAAAGACACAUGAUGAAUUUUAAAAAAAGCAAUUAGCGCCUCUUUAGCGUCCACUUUGGGCCAUCUGGAGGCCAACAGAGUCCUCGGUCAACGUUCCUCCCCAUGAAAACAUCCCGCCAGACGCUGACUGAAAGAAGAAAACAUUCCGUGGGCAUGACUUUGUGGAGUUCAAGUCUGCAUGUUUGUGUACUCGUCUGAUAGCGUGAACCUCAGGAGUGUGUGGGGGUGUGUGUGUGUGUGUGUGUGUGUGUGUGUGUGCGUGGGUCCGAGCUGCCUUCCCACGCCGCCUUUCUGUCUCAAACCGUCAAGCUUUGCUUCUUUAUAGGCGAGACGGAACAUUUUCUGAUUUAUAACGCCUCGACUCUUGUCGGUUGAACGUUUUACGGAAUAAUAAGAGCGCCACCUGCCUUUCCUUGUUUUUAAAGAGGAACCGACGAGUAUGUUAGCUCCGCUGCGAGCCACAGAUGUGAAGUGAAGGGAAUUAUAUUUAUAUAGCGCUUUUCUCUAGUGACUCAAAGCGCUUUUACAUAGCGAAAGCCAAAAUCUGAGUUACAUUUAAAGCAGUGUGGGUGGCACUGGGAGCAGGUGGGUCAAGUGUCUUGCCCAAGGACACAACGGCAGUGACUAGGAUUGAACCUGGAACCCUCAAGUUGCUGGCAGGGCCACUCUACCAACCGAGCUAUACAGUGAUGAUCCCACCCAACCAACAGGGGGCAGCAUAUAAGUCAACAGUUGGAAUGUCAUACAAUACAGCGCUUCACGUUUUCCUUAUUUUGUCAUGUUAUAGCCUUAUUCCAAAGUAGAAUAUUAUUUUUUUGUCCUCAAAAUUCUACACACAAUACCCUAUAAAGACAACGUGAAAAAGACUUUGGAGACCUUUGUACACAUUUGCUAAAAAUAAAAAACUUAACUAUAUUUACCAAAAGGGUUUUAAAAAUUGGGCUUUUUUUAAAUUAUAAAUUUCCACAACAAUUUUCAAUAAUAAAACAAAAACAAAUACAGUACACCAAAAGUUUGGACACACCUUCUCAUUUCAAUGUGUUUUCUGUAUUUUCAUGACUAUUUACAUUGUAGAUUGUCACUGAAGGCCUCAAAACUAUGACACCUGUGAAGUGAAAACCAUUUCAGGUGACUACCUCUUGGAGCUCACGGAGAGAAUGCCAAGAGUGUGCAAAGCAGUAAUCGGAGCAAAGGGUGGCUAUUUUGAAGAAACUAAAAUAUAAAACAUGUUUUCAGUUAUUUCACCUUUUUUUGUUAAGUACAUAACUCCACAUGUGUUCAUUCAUAGUUGUGAUGUGACAAUCUACAAUGUAAAUAGUCAUGAAAAUAAAGAAAAGGCAUUGAAUGAGAAGGUGUGUCCAAACUUUUGGGCCUGUACUGUAUAUUUAUAUUUUAAUAAGUCAAUGCAACCAUCUACAAUUAAUGGUGCCAACAUUUUAUAAAUAAAGCAAAAUAAAUGACUGAUUCCAAAAUUCACUAAAAUGUGAAAAAAAUCACAAAAUUCACAGCUAAAUUGUCAAUAUUAAGAAAAACCUAUUCACAAUUAUAGCACAAUAUACAGUAUUCCAUAUAGGCUGCAAGAUUUUGCGAAAACAUCUGUGAUUUUUUUGUUCCAAAAUUGCAAUUCGGUUUGAGGUUUGUAUAUUUUAUACAUAAAAAUGCAAAUAAUUGCGAAAAUAAUACAAAAACAAAUACAGUACAGGCCAAAAGUUUGGACACACCUUCUCAUUUCAAUGCGUUUUCUUUAUUUUCAGGACUAUUUACAUUGUAGAUUGUCACAUCAAAACUAUGA
Messenger RNA from Entelurus aequoreus (snake pipefish), 5953 nucleotides. RefSeq names its product nuclear receptor interacting protein 2 (gene nrip2). The coding region runs from base 354 to 1133 and encodes 259 amino acids. NCBI's taxonomy places the organism in Eukaryota, Metazoa, Chordata, Actinopteri, Syngnathiformes, Syngnathidae. The transcript is spliced from 6 exons. The record is from RefSeq and is a predicted model, not a curated record.